Molecule: messenger RNA, 777 nt
Organism: [Candida] anglica
Lineage: Eukaryota; Fungi; Ascomycota; Pichiomycetes; Serinales; Debaryomycetaceae
Source: the annotation of a GenBank genome assembly
AUUAAAACAUAUUUUAUUAAUCAGAUAAUCAUGAUCCAUUCAGUAUUAAUAUUUAACAAUGACGGACUUCCAAGAUUAAUGAAGUUUUAUACUCAUGUGGAAAUACCGACACAACGUCUUUUACUUCAACAAGUUCACCAACUCAUAUCGAAAAGAACAGCAAAGGAAUGUUCCUUUAUCACUCCACCACCAUUGCUUGAAGAUUUAGAUGACAUUAAAGUCAUCUACAGACACUAUGCGACGUUAUACUUUGUAUUCAUUGUGGAUGAUCAAGAAUCUGAAUUGGGAAUAUUAGAUUUGAUCCAAGUAUUUGUAGAAUGUUUAGAUAAAUGUUUUAAUAAUGUUUGUGAAUUGGAUCUAGUAUUUGGUUGGCAAGUAUUGGAAACAGUUUUGGAAGAAAUUAUUCAAGGAGGAAUGGUUAUAGAUACAAAUAUAAGCAGAAUUGUAUCUGCAGUGGAUAAUGCCAAUAGUCAAAAGGCACCUGCUCUGGGUCUUGGAACAGGCUUUCUACUGGCAAAAAGUUUUGGUUGGAGGACUUAAUACGGUUACAAAAAUAUAAUGGAGGAAAUACUUGAUGUGUUUUAUUUUCAUUGAUUCAAAAAAAGCUAUAUACAGAUAUUAAUAUAAAUAUCAUUUCAUAAUUGUUCCACGUAAGUGCCUCUAACUUAAAUCACCGACAAGUUAUGGCUUGUAUUUAUAAGAGUCCUUGUCAUACAUUACCUCGUAGCAUGACCCUUUUUUCUUAAAAGAAAAGGAAACUUAGUCAAUUCAAACUGU